Molecule: messenger RNA, 1265 nt
Organism: Polistes canadensis
Lineage: Eukaryota; Metazoa; Arthropoda; Insecta; Hymenoptera; Vespidae
Product: protein N-terminal glutamine amidohydrolase
Exons: 4
Coding region: 414-1085 (223 amino acids)
Cellular component (GO): nucleus; cytosol
Molecular function (GO): protein-N-terminal asparagine amidohydrolase activity; protein-N-terminal glutamine amidohydrolase activity
Source: RefSeq, a predicted model, not a curated record
GUCGCAGUUUUGUGACACCCCUGGCGCGGGUCGGAUGUCAAGAGAAUGUAGUUACAUUCUCGAAUGAGACGCCGCAGUGACUGAAGAAUGUUCAGGAUCGUAGGUUGCACUUUAAAUACACAAGUUUAGUCGAAAUUUUUGUUUACCGAAACCUAAAGAAAGGGUUAAAAAAAUAAAUACGAGGACGAGGAGGAGGAGGAUGACGAUGACGAUGACGAUGAAGUUUGCGCGAAAUGAAUUUGUGUUGGUAACUAUGACGUAGUUUGAAAGAAAUACAAACAAAAAUAGAGAAGAAAUAAUUGUCACUCGCGACUUUAAUUCGAAGUGUGAAUAAGAAAAGUUUGUGAGGAGAGGAGAGGAGAGGGAAAGAUCAACGAGGGUUUCGAAUUAUACGAAAAGUUUGUAAACAUAGAAUGGCAGUGGAACCUCGUGUCCCGGGAAACACCAAACCCCUGGUGCCGCUUUUCACCAAGUCAACUGAUUGCAUUUACACCAGCUGUUAUUGCGAAGAAAAUGUAUGGAAGUUGUGCCAGGACGUUGCAACUAAACACGGAUCGGAAUUGCAACAUUGUCACGUUGCUUUUAUAAGUAAUUCUCGACGUAGCGUACCACUUUGGCGUCAACGUGCCGGAAAAGACGAAGACAAACUCGUAGUUUGGGAUUAUCACGUUAUACUGAUUUAUGCACCCGACGAGAGAGCCGUGGUUUAUGAUUUGGACAGCGCAUUACCAUUUCCAACUCAUUUCUGGAAAUACGCCACGGAAACGUUCAGAUCUGACGAAGCUUUGCGACCGGAAUAUCAUAGAAGAUUCCGAUUGGUACCUGCCAGUAUUUAUUUGCAACAAUUUGCAUCUAAUCGUCAACACAUGAAACGCGAGGACGGUACAUGGAUCAAAACACCACCAGAUUAUCCACCAAUUUCAACGCCAACAUGCAAAGACAAUUUGGAUUCGUUUAUCAACAUGGACCCGGGUACCGGAUUAGGAAAUGUCAUGAGCCUGAAACAAUUAGUUAACAGAUUUUAUAGGCCAAAUGUUAACACCCCGGCAUCACCCUCACCUCAGACGCAAGCUACUCCAACUUAAAUUAUAAUUACGAAUUAAUUAAUUAAUUAAUUAAUUAACUAACUAAUUAACGAACGAACGAACGAACGAAUGAAUCUCGAGAAAUGAGUAUUUAUUAGGCGUGCUCGCUUUUUCAUUUCCCUCGGAAUAUAAUGAACCAAAUAUUAUUAUCGUGUGGCCUAAGAAAGAAAAGAAAAAAAA